Molecule: messenger RNA, 345 nt
Organism: Symbiodinium necroappetens
Lineage: Eukaryota; Dinophyceae; Suessiales; Symbiodiniaceae
Source: the annotation of a GenBank genome assembly
AUGCCUGACGCAGCAGUUGCCGAGCGCAUGAACGCCCAGCUCUUCCGGCAGCUUGCCCCCGGCGCUGCUGCACGUUUAGCCGGGCGUUGUGCCAAGGAUCAGACCUCACAGCAGUGGGUGCUGACGACCACAGACGGAAACAACGUGCCUUUGACUGCUGAUGACGGCGUGGAGCUGCAACCUCAGGACUUUGUGGAAAUCGUGGGCUCCAAGACCUCGGAGGGCCAGCUGCGCGCCACGGUAUUUUCCGGAUUCCCGAGCGGAGAUGUGGACACAGAGCUUUGGGAGAAAGCGUUGGCGUUGGCACAUCAACCCCAGGUGCGCCACCUCUUCCAGCCGGCAUGA